Messenger RNA from Myotis myotis, 4553 nucleotides. RefSeq names its product phosphoethanolamine/phosphocholine phosphatase-like. Gene Ontology annotation, molecular function: phosphatase activity. Gene Ontology annotation, biological process: bone mineralization involved in bone maturation. Lineage: Eukaryota; Metazoa; Chordata; Mammalia; Chiroptera; Vespertilionidae. The record is from RefSeq and is a predicted model, not a curated record.
AAGAAAUUUCAGUCGUUGUACUGUUGAUAUUUGGCUCUGUUAACUAAUGAGUUUGCCGACCACUGGCCUAAAGACACCACGAACACACACACAAUGGCAACCAGCCAGCAGCCAGUCCAGUCCCUCCGGCUGUGCAGGGACAAGCCUGAGAGUAAGACCUUACAUUUCUGCCCUCCCCAUGGCGCCCAGUGGCUGUCGGCUAAAAUUCUAGUCUGCCUGCCUUCUCUGCGGGCAGAGCCGACCUCAGCGGAUGCCACGGGGCAUGCUGCUGUCAGAGGCUCCAGUGCUGCCCAGGUGGCAAAAGCCUGGCUCACUGCUUCCGGUGCAGGGGCCCCAGCAUGAAAGACCCCCAAAGGCCUAGGAGCAGAAGCCUGGUGGGAGUGCCUCCUGCCACGAGGUGGCGCUGUCUCUCAGCAAAUGCCCCUUGCUCCCUCCUGGGUGUCUGCAGCCUCUUGCUGUUCCAGCUCCCCUCCAUAGGGCUCCCGAGGCCACCCCACCAAUGGAUCUGUGCUUGGCAUUAGUCCUGGGGUCCUGCCCACAAUCUUUAGAACCACAAACACUUCCCCUCUGCAGCCGGAGGGGACCGGUACCCGGGGCACUGCUUGCCCUCCCUCGACCUAGGGAGGAGAGUGAGCUGGGCAUUCGUUGCCCACUGUAAUCUGGCCCAUCCUGCUGCACCCAGGCCUCCCAGCCUCCCCCAUUCCCGCUCUCCCCCUGGUAAACUUGUGUCCAGUAUCUGCUGGAGACCCUGGAGCGUGGGCCUGCCCCUGAGAGCUCACUAAAGGGGUCCAGCAGAGGGUCCCGUGGCCCCCAGUACUGGACUGAACAGUGGACAUGCCUGGCCUCUGGGGCUCUGAGACUGAGAGUUGAGAGGUGGCUGAGGCCAGCCUGGGUGUCCCAUGGACGAUUCCGGGGCCUAUAUGGUCACACCCACACGCCUAUGACUACUCAGCAGGAUCUGGCCAGGUGAGGUCACCAUGAUCCUUCCAGAAACCCUGCUUUUCCUCCUUGUCUUCCAUGAUACACACCUCUCUCCCCUCCCCCAGUUUUCUACCUCUCUGCUCACCCCCCUGUGAAUGCCCUCUUUCCCUGUCACGCUGGUCUCCUCCAUAGUCUGUCCUCUCGACUCUCAGUCUCAUACGUUCUCUUUGGGAGCUCACAUGCUACGGUGACUUCCACAGACAUGCUCCCUCAGCGCAGACCCCUCUGCUGACCCGACUGUAUGUGCAGCUCCCGACUGACCACCUCACCACGGUGUCCCCCACUCAGCAGACCCAGGUUCAGAACCUUCCCCACCUGUGUUCUCUGCCGUGUCCUCCUCUCUUCCCCAAGUAUCUCGAAGCUUUAAUGCUGCUCAGAUCUGCUUCAUCUUCUCCAGCUUGGUUUGAACCCCAUCUGGUCUGAGCCUGUAUUAAUUCUCAUCUUGAUUACUGCAAAAGCUCCUAACUGGCACCCUGACGUCUCACUUGCCCCCUACAGUGCACUUUCUACUCCCUGGCCAGAGGGAUUGUUGAAGGCCAUAUCAGCAGGCCUCCCCCACUUAAAACCUUUCAGUGGCUCUCUCCUGCCUGAGGUUGGAGUCCAGCCCCCUUAGCAUGACGAGCAAGACCCCCUGCCAACCUGCAACACCGUGACCUCAUGCACCUUAGGCAGCCACAGGGAAUGGCUCUCGGCUCCUGUCUCAGGCCACGCGUGUUCACACCUUUCUGCCUCUGCAUCUGCCUCUCGGCUACUAGGAGCCCAGGAGCCAGGCCCUGACCACCCUCUCCCUCCUGCCUCGCGCAGGCCAGGCCCUGACACCCACUCCCUCCUGCCUCGCGCAGGCCAGGCCCUCCUGUGAUUUCCAUCACAUGUGUACUCUGUACUCGACUGCGCUGCUCGCACACUGUUUCCUGGUCUGCUUCUGACCAACUCUGAGUUCCUUGAACCUGGGACUGUGGUUUCCCUUCCUGUAUGUGUGGGGCUGGAGCCUGCCGUCCCUGAGAAAGGCAGAGACAUGGAGCCAGUUUUCUGAGCGCUGCAGGGACCUGACAGCCUGGCUUUGAACCAGAGGAGAUCAGUACUUCCUGGGAAGGUCGCCUUGCGGAGAAGGCCCAGCUGCAGCUUCCAGCGCAGGCGGGACAGAGUGCUGAGUUCAUGCCUUUAGUGUUGCCAGCGCUGCUCUCUCUGUAGCACAACUGACCACUUUUCUGGCUAUAAAAUAACGCACAGUCAGAGGGAGAGACAGAAACAGCUUAAAAGAUUGAAUCCUAUUACAUAGCUCUCAUCACUAUUACAUUUUGUUAAAUUUCCCGUCAGCCUUUUAAAAAUAUGCAUCUAUUUCCACCACAAAGUUGGGACCUUAUACUAUAAACAUUUUACUACCCGUUUUAACAUCCAGUUUUUUACUUAUGAUCGUUUUACAAUGUUUUAAACAAUCUUCAAGAAAACAUUUUAGCAAUUGCAUAACAUGCAGCCAUACGGCUGUGCCCUGUUUUUUGACGGAUCCUUUAUUGUGGGACAUUGGUUUCUCAUUUUUGCUGUUAAUCACAACAGCAAAGAGACAGAGAGAAAUAUCGAUGUGAGAAGAAAACGUCGACUGGUUGCCUCCUGCACAAGCCCCGACCAGGGUGUCAGGGAGGAGCCUGCAACCAAGCCUGCCGGAGAAGCUCGGAGAUCCUUGCCCCUUUUAUUUGAGGAACUCUUGGACAACACAAAACGAUUUGAUCAUUCAGGACAAAACUGCUCAGAGGAGCUCUGGACGAGGGCUAGCGCCCAGCAGUCCCUACAGGUGGUGCUGGGGAGGUGCACCAACCAGAGCGGGUGUUUUCCAGUUGCUGGCCUCCGAUGCCUGUCUAGGGUAUGCCGUGGCCUGGCGCGGGAGGCUCCUACCUCUCCAAGCCCCAUUGCUUCUGCUGCUCGCUCGCUUCGGACUCUGGCACGAACCCCACCCGCUGACACGGUCCUUCCGGGGAAUUGGAGCGGGAUGGCUGUGCAGGGCGCGCCGCGCUUCCUCCUGACCUUCGAUUUUGACGAGACCAUCGUGGACGAAAACAGCGACGACUCGAUCGUGCGCGCCGCGCCGGGCCAGCAGCUGCCGGAGAGCCUGCGCGCCACCUACCGCGAGGGCUUCUCCAAUGAGUACAUGCUGCGGGUCUUCCAGUACCUGGGCGAGCAGGGCGUGCGGCCGCGGGACCUGCGCGCCGUCUACGAGGCCAUCCCCCUGUCCCCGGGCAUGGGCGACCUGCUGCAGUUUGUGGCCAAGCAGGGAGCCUGCUUCGAAGUGAUCCUCAUCUCGGAUGCCAACACCUUCGGCGUGGAGAGCGCGCUGCGCGCCGCCGGCCACCUGGGCCUGUUCCGCCGCAUCCUCAGCAACCCCUCGGGGCCCGACGCGCGGGGGCUGCUGGCGCUGCGGCCCUUCCACGCGCACAGCUGCGCGCGGUGCCCCAGCAACAUGUGCAAGCACAAGGUGCUCAGCGACUACCUGCGCGAGCGGGCCCAGGACGGCGUGCACUUCGAGCGCCUCUUCUACGUGGGCGACGGCGCCAAUGACUUCUGCCCCAUGGGGUUGCUGGCCGGCGGCGACGUGGCCUUCCCGCGCCGCGGCUACCCCAUGCACCGCCUGAUCCAGGAGGCGCAGAAGGCCGAGCCCAGCUCCUUCCGCGCCACGGUGGUGCCCUGGGAGACCGCCCAUGACGUGCGCCUCCAUCUGCAGCAGGUGCUGAAGACGUGCUGAGACAGCGGCCUGCAGGGGGCGCCCUGACCAGGAGUGAGGAAGGGAGAUCGGGAAAGACCAUCUAGUUUUUUAACUUCCUUUCCCUUUCGCUUUGGUAUGCCCCUCUUUGGUGUGGAAUUUCUAGGAUUCCAGGCCCGUCCAUUCGGGGGCUGAAGGAGGGAGUUCAGAGCCAAUCCGAACUAUCCAUGCAGUUAAACCAGCGCGGCCGCCCCCCUCAGAGCCACAGCAAACAGUUACAUUCUGGACGGUGGCCCAACCCGGGUGACGCGCGUUCCUGGGAAGGCAGCAGCGUUUCCUAAAAGCUCAUCCUCUGAACUGGGAGGAAGCGGUUCCCUUGUGCACGAGAGAACUUUAACGGCUGCCUGGCCCGUAACUUCCCCUCUCCCAGUCUUAGGUCAAGGAGGAAUCCUCCCGCGUCGACUCCCCGCUGAGAGAGGAAGCUUUCUGGCAACCGACCCAGGCCUAGAUUUCGCUUCACCUGCCGCGAUGCCACACUACAUCCCUUUUCUGGCCUCCCUUCCCCGCCCAUCCGGCCAGCAACUCCAAAGGAAGAAAAGCCAGAUGGAACAGUCGCCUCCUGGUGGUGGAACGAGGUAGCAUAGCACACUGUCUGGCUUGGGUCGGACCAGCCAGGAACCUCACAGCAGUGCCUUCUCAUACCCCAGCCUCCUCUAUGCAACAAGACCAGGGACAACCAAAGUCACCCCUGUGGGCUGGGCCCUCUGCGGCCCCCUCCUCUCCUAUGGAACAGAAAGCCAUGAUGUUUUAAAGCAGAGCAAGCGAAACCCAAGCCCCUCCUCUUUGGUGUUUUAGAGCUAUUAAAGCAGGUGAAGGGGGA